Molecule: messenger RNA, 1710 nt
Organism: Rubroshorea leprosula
Lineage: Eukaryota; Viridiplantae; Streptophyta; Magnoliopsida; Malvales; Dipterocarpaceae
Source: the annotation of a GenBank genome assembly
GCUGCAAGAUGCAGGAAUUACAGUAAUGAAUGCCCAAACUCCAAAGUAUGCAUUACUGUCUUUCCUAUUCAUCUUUCCACGAGGAAAUAAUUCACCAAAUUUGGGGCUACAAGUCCAAAGGUACGGCCCUUUUUUCCUAGAAGAGACAAAAAAACGCAGCCAAACGCGCCACACAAUUCCGGCUAAACUUCAUCAUCUCCCUUCACCACUCUCCUCUCUCCCCUCUCCUCGUUUCUUCCCGAAGCUCAAAUUUGAUGUAAAACUUCAAAAUCAAUUCAAGAUCCCAUUUUUUACCUCCAAUAAUUCAAGCAAUCGUCGAGUCCUAUUAUCCAUGUCUCCAUCUAGGGUUACCGUUACGGUGUGAAAUUUCAAGGGUAACCCUAAAAUAGUCAAAUACCCAAAUGCAAACACGAUGAUGAAGCAAGAGCAGAUGGCACAAUGCGGGAGCUGUAACGCUAAGGACGUUGUUUUCCUCCACAACAUCCGUCAAAGGGGUAUCUUCAGACGAUUCUGCACCAACUGCGUGCUCAAGAGUCAUCUGGGUCUGUUCUGUCCUAUCUGUCUGGAAGUCUUCAGCGAGCCACCGCCGGCGCACCAGCGUCUCAUCUGUUUUAAGUGCCCUGCAAUUUGUCACCGCACCUGCCCUUCUCAGUUUUCCAACUCCUCGGCCUUCAUCUGCCCGACUUGCUACAACCCUGGGUUUAACUUCUUCAAUGUCAACCCCGACAACAGAUCCAAACCCGGCCCUGUACAUGAGCUUGGUAAGGACGAGGGCCUCAGAUUCAUUGAGAAGGAGGCUUCUAAAGCGCUUCUGGCUGCUGCCAAGCUUUCGGCGGUGUCUAUGACUAAAGCUGCUGCCAACUUAAGAAUGGAUGCGGAGAGGAAGGUCAAGGAGGCUGCGCUGGCUAGGAAGAGGGCUAGGGAUGCUCUUGAGAGACUCGCGUUUUUUGCAGCAAAAGAGAACGUGGAGAAUGGUAGAGAAAAAGGGCCAAUUAAUGGACCUGUUGUAACAAAAUCAAGAGUGGAUGCUCAGGCAGAGACCAAAAGAAAUGGCUUGUCUGAAGACAAGGGGAGUAACGGAUUGCAUUCUGUUUCUCCUGUUAAUGCAACCAAGUUGCAGCGUUAACAGGGGAGUCAUGGUAUCCAAAAUUGAUGAUUAAGAAUUUCAAUUAUCAAUUUGUCAAUUGCCAUGAAUUGGACUACAGUUGAUUUUACUCUCUUUUUCAUGGUUGUAUGGAAAGUCUUGUAGAGAUGACCUAGGAGUGGGCUGUUCUUCUGUACUCAGCCCUUUUAGGAUUUCUAUAUUUUCUAUAUGUUGCUUCAUCAAGGUGAAUUGUUUAUUUCUGCGUGGUCCUGUGCAUUAUUUUAUCUGAACUCGCUUUUAAUCCUGCUCUCUGUGACAGUUCCCUUGUUGCAUUUUUUGCAUGCUGUAUGAAGAACUUGAUGCAGUGAAUUAAUUGCCAAAGGCAAGCAUUUCAGUGCAAGGGUAACCUGAUUUUAUUUGCAUAUGGGUGCCAGACUUGACAAAGUGUUGUCAAUUAACUUGUAAACCAGUAAGAAUGUUAUAGCAAAUCAUGUGUAUAAGCAUUAGUGUCUCCUUCCUUAAGUCAAAAGAUUUGAAUUGCUGGGCUAUGCAUGUUUGUUCCAGUCUCCUUUUGCUGUGUUGUUUUACCAAGUUGUAUUAUUAUUUAUUAAACUGGAAGUGCUAUU